UAUCUAUGGAACUUUCUAAGUUUGGUAUUUUUGUUUGGCAACUCUUAAGUAUAUUUGCGAUUGCCGCUUGCGGUCACACUGAAACUCAUUCUUUGAAUCCAAUUCCUCGCCACGCCAAGGACGGCAGUAACCUCAGAUACAAUAGCAUAACAAAAUAAACCAAAAAAAAAACGACAAAAUGUUCUCGUCAUUUUUUCAAGCCGCCAGGAAUUCGCCAUUUAGAUCGCCAUUUACCCCAGUCCGGUGCGAUGACGGCCAGCCUGCUGUGGAGAGUGAGCCAGCGCUUGGAAGUGGCCCUGGCCCAGUAGUUGGACGUGAAAUCGCAGCUGCAGCAUCAUCUCAAUCCGAUUCCUGUGAGUUUGGCAGCGCCAAAUAUUUUGCUCUGUGCGGUAUCGGCGGUAUUUUGAGCUGUGGUACCACGCACACCUUUGUGGUUCCAUUGGAUUUGGUCAAGUGUCGUCUGCAGGUCGACCCCGCCAAGUAUAAGAAUCUGAUCCAUGGCUUCAAGGUCACUGUAGCUGAGGAAGGCGCUCGAGGCCUGGCCAAGGGUUGGUUCCCAACUCUAAUUGGCUAUUCCGCUCAGGGUCUGUGCAAGUUCGGUUUGUACGAGGUGUUCAAAGUUAAGUACGCCGACAUCCUUGGCGAGGAAAAGGCGUAUUUGUACCGUACCUAUGUGUAUCUUGCCGCUUCGGCUUCCGCUGAAGUCUUUGCCGAUAUUGCGCUGGCGCCAUUUGAGGCAGCCAAGGUAAAGAUUCAGACUGUUCCCGGAUUCGCUAACACAUUCCGUGAGGCAGUGCCCAAGAUGUAUAAGGAUGAAGGCAUUACAGCCUUCUACAAGGGUUUGGUGCCAUUGUGGAUGCGUCAGAUUCCGUACACCAUGAUGAAGUUUGCAUGCUUCGAACGCACCGUCGAGCUGCUCUAUAAAUAUGUGGUACCCAAGCCACGUAUUGAAUGCAGCAAGGGCGAGCAAUUAAUUGUGACCUUUGCCGCUGGUUACAUUGCUGGCGUCUUCUGCGCCGUUGUUUCGCAUCCCGCUGAUGUGGUUGUCUCCAAGCUGAACCAAACCAAGGGUGCUAGCGCUAUAGGCAUUGUCAAGUCUCUCGGCUUCAUGGGUAUGUGGAAUGGAUUGGGGCCCCGUAUCAUCAUGAUCGGUACGCUCACUGCCCUACAAUGGUUCAUCUAUGAUGGUGUCAAGGUUGCUCUGGGCAUUCCUCGCCCACCACCACCAGAGAUGCCCGCCAGUCUGAAGGCCAAGGAGAAGAGCAAGUAAAUGGCUCUCACGAAAUUCCAAAAGAAAAACAAUGCAAAAAAAAUGAAAAACAUCUAAAUUAAGUCCAACUCAAAGUGCAGAUCCAGCAAAUAGCAGGAAACGGAACGUCAACAUCCAUUAGUAGCAUACAUGAACUGGCGAAACAAACAUACCAAAUUUGCUUUUAAAUAUCUGUUUUCAACUGAUUUUACCUCUUCUAACUUUACACGCAUACAUUUCGGUUCAUAGCCAUUCCAAGGUAGCUAAUAACUACUAAUGCAUUCUUCAAACUGUUCGGAACAAUAUACAUUCUUCACUUAUCUAUACUUAGCUUUAUAUAUUCCAUUCUAUUAAAAUUUAAUGUGCAUGUAAACGUCGAUUGCCGUACGUAUGCAUAUAAAUGUCUUAGUUUACACUGAAAAGUCUAUUUGUAUGUUGUUUCUCCAACUUCAAUGAUAAGUGUUGAAUUGUAGGGAUGAGAAUAUAAUAAGUAAUAGAUAUGAUACGACACUCAAAUGCCGCUUAGAAAAAUUCCCUGACACUCUGAAUAAACUAAAUUAUAAAAUUGAAACAGUA
Drosophila montana is the source of this 1825-nucleotide messenger RNA. It is a transcript of the gene Mpcp2, whose product is annotated as Mitochondrial phosphate carrier protein 2. Lineage: Eukaryota; Metazoa; Arthropoda; Insecta; Diptera; Drosophilidae. The transcript has 4 exons. Gene Ontology annotation, cellular component: mitochondrial inner membrane. Bases 179 to 1270 code for a protein of 363 amino acids. Gene Ontology annotation, molecular function: phosphate transmembrane transporter activity. The record is from RefSeq and is a predicted model, not a curated record. Gene Ontology annotation, biological process: mitochondrial phosphate ion transmembrane transport.